This is a messenger RNA of Cynara cardunculus var. scolymus (artichoke), 1313 nucleotides long. RefSeq names its product DNA damage-repair/toleration protein DRT100-like. Gene Ontology annotation, molecular function: protein binding. The record is from RefSeq and is a predicted model, not a curated record. The transcript has a single exon. Lineage: Eukaryota; Viridiplantae; Streptophyta; Magnoliopsida; Asterales; Asteraceae. The coding region runs from base 8 to 1108 and encodes 366 amino acids.
AAAAUAAAUGUCUACCUUUCUGUGCUUGCUUGCAGCUUCCUUGUUAUUGGUCUCCGGCCAUGUGACGGUGAAUGCCUGUCCGCCGGCAGACAGGGCGGCGUUGCUGGCCUUCAAAGCUGCCCUUCAUGAGCCAUAUUUGGGCAUCUUUAACUCAUGGACAGGUUACGAUUGUUGUAAUAAAUGGUACGGUGUUACUUGCGAUCCAUCUACUAAACGCGUUGCCGACAUAAAUCUCCGUGGAGAGUCUGAAGAUCCGAUUUUCCAGAAGGCUCGCCGGACUGGUUACAUGACCGGUUCCAUUUCUCCGGCAAUUUGCAAGCUGGAACGGUUAUCAACUGUAAUUAUAGCAGAUUGGAAGGGGAUUUCCGGUGUUAUACCUCCCUGUAUCUCCUCCUUGCCGUUCCUCCGCAUUCUCGAUCUCAUUGGCAAUCAAAUAUCCGGCGAAAUUCCUUACGAUAUCGGCAAGCUUAGUCACCUGAUGGUCCUCAACGUUGCUGAUAACAAAAUCAUCGGUCGAAUUCCGAGGUCGCUGGCGGAUCUGUCCUCUUUGAAGCAUUUGGAUCUCAGAAACAACAUGAUUUCGGGAACAAUUCCACGAAACAUCGGGAAGCUUCGGAUGCUGAGUCGUGCUUUGCUGAGCGGUAACAGAAUUUAUGGACCUAUACCGGAAACAAUUUCUUACAUAUAUCGUCUCUCAGAUCUAGAUCUCUCGUUGAAUCGUCUCUCCGGACCGAUUCCUGAAUCACUUGGAAAAAUGUCGGUGCUAGGGACACUGAACCUGGAUGCAAACAUGAUUUCCGGCAAGCUACCGGCUACGUUACUGAGCUCCCGAAUUAGCAUCUUAAACCUCAGCAGAAACGCGAUCGAAGGCAGCAUACCGGACUUCUUCGGGCCUAGAUCCUACUUCAUGAUGCUGGAUUUAUCGUAUAAUAAGUUGAAAGGAGCGAUUCCUAAGUCCAUAUCUUCGGCGUCGUUUAUUGGCCACCUUGAUCUGAGCCAUAACCACCUCUGUGGUAAGAUUCCGGCGGCCUCGUGGUUGGAACACCUCGAAGCAUCGUCGUUUACUUACAACGAUUGUCUGUGUGGAAAGCCUCUUAAAGCUUGUUAAUUAUAAUAUUGAUUAUUUAGCCGCCUCGCCGGUCAUUGGUGGUCGUCGUCGGUGGUGGUUGCCGUUUUCAGGAUAGUUAUUUCAGUUACUGUUGGUAGUUGGACGAGCUUUUACGAUGUCGUUUAUGGUGGUUACAUAACUCUGUUAUAUGUAUGUGUAUGAUCACUUUACAGUUUAUAUAUAAAAGGGGUUGGUUUUUAAUGAU